AUGGGGCCAACGUUGGCCACCAUCCCAUUUGGGCACACGAUCGAUCGAUCUAUGCGCAUUGACCAGGCACUCCAAAUGACCCAAGAAAACAUGCAGUCCACCAUUGAGUUCGAACAUGCGGGAUUGCACUCUAUUUCUCGUGUCAGCCCCGAGGCGUCCACUGCGUGUAUGUUCCAGACCCUGGUCGUAAUCCAGCCGCGUAAAGAUCCGCUGAAGUCGACGGUCUUUGACUCCGUCCAAGAGCGGACAGGGGCAGACGGAUUUAUUCCAGGGUACUCGAUGGUUCUCAUCUGUACUCCCGGUGAGAUAGAUCAAAGUUGGGAGUUGGAACUCCUGUUGGAUGAUGAAAUCGUUCCCCCGACCCAAGGGGAGCGCAUCAUUCGUCAGUUCAGUCAUAUCCUGUCCCAGUUGAAUGGACCGCAAUCCGCCAGACUAGAGGAACUGGAUUGUUUAGGCAUAGCCGAUCAGGUGCAGCUGUGCGAGUGGCAACUGCCCCCUCCUUCUCGCGUCGACUACACUAUCCAUGGGCUUGUCAAACUUCAAUGCCAGAUCCGCCCGCAAGAGCAGGGUGUUUGCUCCUGGGAUGGGUCGUUCACGUACGACGAAGUACAGCGAUUGUCUGAUAAAGGUGCAAUCGGCCUGCGGGAGAUGGGCAUUGGGGCAGGAGCCAUUGUUCCCAUUUGCUUGGAACGCACCAAGUGGGUGGUCAUUGCCAUGCUCUCUGUCAUGAAAACCGGGGCUGCCUUUGUCCUGCUAGAUCAAAAUUCGGCCUUUGAGCGAAACCAAAGCAUAUGCAAAACAGUUGCGGCGCGGUGGGUCCUAACGUCAGCUACAUGCAUGGGGUAUUGUGAGAGCUUUGCGCCUCAAAUCCUACUAUUCUCCGAGCAGAUGAUGCGGGAUGAAGGCAUCCAACAAUUCGCUCCGCAAGACGACCUUUCAGAUACUGUCUGUCACAAUGACCUUCUCUAUGUCGUGUUUACCUCCGGAUCGACCGGGAACCCCAAAGGCGUGGAGAUUGAACACGGAUCGUACUGCUCCGCUAUGAUUGCCCAGCGUGAGAAACUCUACAUCAGAGCAGGCACCCGUGUCUUGCAGCUAUCGUCGUAUGCAUUCGACUCCUUUGCAGUGGAGAUUCUCACGACGUUGUCUAGUGGGGGUUGCGUGUGCAUCCCUUCAUCUGAAGAGCUAUCUGGGGGCAUUGGCUCAGCCAUUCGACAAUACCGAGCUGAAUGGAUGUGCGCCACCCCAUCGAUGCUUCGGCUGAUUACGCCAACCGACGUUCCCAGCUUGAGAACCGUGGUCGCAGUAGGAGAGACGUUGCUACCAUCACAAGUCGCAGUAUGGGCGCCCGCGGUCACAUUAUUGUGUGGUUACGGACCGUCUGAAUGUUGCACUGGAGCAACCGUCCACACCAUACACGGUGUGUCCGUUGACCCUCGCAACAUUGGGACAGGGAUGGGCUGUACGCUGUGGGUGGUAGACCAGUACGACCACGAUCGGUUAAUGCCGAUCGGAGCGAUCGGAGAAUUGGUUCUCCAAGGACGCAUCGUUGGCCGCGGCUAUCUGAAUGAGCCGCAAAAGACCAGUGCUGUGUUCUUGGACAAAACCAGAUGGUCCACCGAGAUGAAUUCGUCCGGGGAGCGAUUAUACAAGACAGGAGACCUGGUGCGGAUCAAUCCCGAUGGCACCUGUCUCUUUCUUGGUCGUAAAGACCACCAAGUGAAAUUGCGCGGUCAGCGCGUGAACUUGAUGGAUGUUGAGCACCACCUGACGGAAGCCCUUGGAGCUCAAUUCACCACGAUUAUGGCGGACAUCAUCAAACCCAAGACAGAGGAAAUUGGAGACACCCAUCAUGUGCUGGUGGCAAUGGUUGAGACAUCGGACGAGGGAAUGUUUAGCACGUCCACCUCCCAGGCCGAGGCCAAUGACGGGCUCCUAUUCGUUCCCCCCAGUUCCCGGUUCGUGAAGAUGGUCAGCCAAGUUGAGCGGGAGCUCUCAGCCACGCUGCCGGCAGUCAUGAUCCCCUCAAUGUGGCUUCUCGCCCGCCGAAUGCCACUCACGGUUUCCGGCAAGGCUGAUCGACGACAGGUUCGAGUCGCAGCCGCGUCGCUGACGCCCGAGUCACUCCUGACUUUCGGCUGUUCUGGCGCUCAGGCAAGCGAUGUUCCGUUGGCAUCCACAGAGACCACUGCCUGGAUAGUGUCAGAAGUGGUAGCUGACGCUCUUCAUUCGCGGUUGAAACUAGACAGAAACCGCGUGGUGGGGAAAAACGUUACCCUGUCUCGCAUUGGUCUGGACUCAAUUGACAUGAUGGCUAUCUCCGUCGCCAUCUCCAGCCGCUUCGACGUUCGUCUGCCUAUGGCACCGCUCUUCCGAUCCGGCUUGACUGUUCGUGACGUGGCUCUUAUGGUGUCAAUGCCACCUACCACGCAAAGCCUGGAGCAAGAGCCGUCGCUGACAAUGGACCUUUGGUCUGAGUAUCACAUCCUGCGGGACAGAAUACGUGGUAUCUGCGCGCAUUCGCGCAAGCUGGCAAGUUCCAGUCUCGGUGGACGUUCCAAUGGGAACGAGCGUCGAGUUGGUCGCGUUCUGUUAACAGGCGGCACCGGCUUUCUUGGGGCCCACAUCUUGAAAGCGUUGCUAGAAGAUCCCCGUGUGCAGUCGGUCACGGUUCUCGUUCGCGCUGAAUCAGACAAGAUGGCGAUGAGGCGUGUCGUCCAAGCCGCCCAUGGUGCAGGCUGGUGGAGAGAGUCAUAUCGAAGCCGGGUGCGGACAUGGCGGGGGUGUCUGUCUCAGCCUUGUUUGGGGUUGUCCGAAACUCGGUGGAAGAUCCUCUGUGGCCUUGACCACUCGGGCGAUGGAUUCGAUACUGUGAUUCACAACGGCGCCUGGGUUCAUUGGGGUCAGGACUACCGCAAACUCCAGUCGGUCAACACAGAAAGCACAAUCAAUCUUUUGAGUGCCCUAUCGCAGCUGGCCCAUCCUGUGGCGUUCACUUACGUUUCAGCCCUCCUGCCCAGCUCCUCGGCCGUGGAUGACGAUCGCAGCCUGGCCAAGUUACUUUCUACCUCCGAUGGAUAUAGUCAAAGUAAAUUCAUGUCAGAACUGGUUAUCAAAGAGUUUCAACGAGACUCAGUCUGCAAACACAUCCACACGAACAUCAUUCGGCCAGGGUGGAUAAUCGGGUCCACAGAGAACGGGAUGGCGAAUAUAAGCGAUUAUGUUUGGCGUGUGGUGGGCUCUGCUGUGUCCUGUGGGCUUUAUAACAGUGAAGAGGACUCCAACUCAUGGAUUUUCAUCUCCCCCGUAAAUCUCGUUGCAGGCCUGAUCACCAGUCAAACUCUGGAUGGGCAACGAGACACAAUGGGUCCUAAUGAUAGCCCCCAGUCUCUUCAGAUCACAUCCAUCACAGAUGGCCUGGCCGCCCCGGACUUUUGGCGCGCGGUAUCAGCAGCAUGCCACCAAACUUUUGGUAAUCCUCUUCAGCCUUGUCAGGGAAUCAACUGGUUACAUCAGAUGAAAGGAAGCAUGAUGGCGACAGGGGGAGAGCAUCUGCUGUGGCCGGUGUUCGAAUUUUUGGAAUCAAAUAAUGGUCGUUUGGGGUCCUCCUAUGCCGAUCCUAUUGAGACCUCUGCCACGCUGCAAAGCCUCCUGUUCCGCUCGGUGAUCCAGAAUGUACAACAUAUCUGCUCUGCAGGAUCAAUUGAGAUUGAGAGUGGUCUGAUGCUGGUGUCAUCUAACCUAUUCGGCCGGAGACCCAACUAG
Penicillium coprophilum is the source of this 3765-nucleotide messenger RNA. RefSeq names its product Male sterility NAD-binding. Lineage: Eukaryota; Fungi; Ascomycota; Eurotiomycetes; Eurotiales; Aspergillaceae. Gene Ontology annotation, cellular component: cytoplasm. Gene Ontology annotation, molecular function: phosphopantetheine binding. The record is from RefSeq and is a predicted model, not a curated record. Bases 1 to 3765 code for a protein of 1254 amino acids. Gene Ontology annotation, biological process: secondary metabolite biosynthetic process; amino acid activation for nonribosomal peptide biosynthetic process. The transcript has a single exon.